Messenger RNA from Penicillium salamii, 579 nucleotides. The record is from the annotation of a GenBank genome assembly. Lineage: Eukaryota; Fungi; Ascomycota; Eurotiomycetes; Eurotiales; Aspergillaceae.
AUGACAACCUCUUUCCCUCUUCACUUCACUUCAUCUCUUCUCACCUCAUUCAAGAUGUCUGACGGCCAUAUCAACACCGCUUUCUCGCUCAUCGAGAAUGAUGAGUCCAAGGUCCUCACCAUGACCAUCGGCAAGCACGAGAAUGUGCAGCCCGGAGCUCGUCUUCCUCGCAAAGAUGCCCAAGAUCCACCAAAGCUCUCCUUCGCCGGCGCAAAGCCCGACACCAAAUACGUGGUCGUGAGCCUGGACAUCGACGCCCCCUUCCCAUCCUUCGGGGUACUGGGUCCCAUCCUGCACUGGAUCCAAUCUGACGUCAAAGUCACUGAGUCUUCUGCACUCGAGUUCAACGCUCCCUUCAUUGCUAAUUGGAUUGGACCUGCUCCUCCCCCUGGAAGUGCGCCUCAUCGUUACAUCUUCUUCCUGUACGAGCAGCCUGAUUCUUUCAACCUCAAGGAUCAUGCCCCUGCUGAUGGAAAGGCUCUCUCGAACUGGAAUCGUAUGCGUUAUGAUCUUGAUGCGUGGGCUGAGCAGGCCAAGCUGGGUCCCCCUGUUGCUUUCAACUAUUUCGUCUGCAACUAG